Saccharomyces kudriavzevii IFO 1802 is the source of this 360-nucleotide messenger RNA. RefSeq names its product 40S ribosomal protein eS26 (gene RPS26B). NCBI's taxonomy places the organism in Eukaryota, Fungi, Ascomycota, Saccharomycetes, Saccharomycetales, Saccharomycetaceae. The record is from RefSeq and is a predicted model, not a curated record. Gene Ontology annotation, cellular component: cytosolic small ribosomal subunit; ribosome. Bases 1 to 360 code for a protein of 119 amino acids. The transcript has a single exon. Gene Ontology annotation, molecular function: structural constituent of ribosome; mRNA binding. Gene Ontology annotation, biological process: translation.
AUGCCAAAAAAGAGAGCUUCCAACGGUAGAAACAAGAAGGGUAGAGGUCACGUCAAACCGGUGAGAUGUGUAAACUGUUCCAAGUCCAUUCCAAAGGACAAGGCUAUCAAGAGAAUGGCUAUCAGAAAUAUUGUUGAAGCCGCUGCUGUCAGAGAUAUGUCUGAAGCUUCUGUUUACCCUGAAUACGCUUUACCAAAGACCUACAAUAAGUUGCACUACUGCGUUUCUUGUGCUAUUCACGCCAGAAUUGUUAGAGUUAGAUCUAGAGAAGACAGAAAGAACAGAGCUCCUCCACAAAGACCAAGAUUCAACAGGGAUAACAAAGUUUCUCCAGUCGCUGCUGCCAAGAAAGCUUUGUAA